Colletotrichum destructivum is the source of this 1065-nucleotide messenger RNA. RefSeq names its product Putative WD40/YVTN repeat-like-containing domain superfamily. The record is from RefSeq and is a predicted model, not a curated record. NCBI's taxonomy places the organism in Eukaryota, Fungi, Ascomycota, Sordariomycetes, Glomerellales, Glomerellaceae. The transcript has a single exon. The coding region runs from base 1 to 1065 and encodes 354 amino acids. Gene Ontology annotation, molecular function: protein binding.
AUGUCACACGAGGACGACAAGGACGACGACGUCAACAACAACGACGACGACAAUGACGACGCGCGACGCAAUGGCUGCUCGGGCGAGCCGAUAUGCGUCCAGUACAAGUUCUCGCAGACAGUUCCGCCAUCGAAGGGCAUACCGGCGCAAAUCAGGCUACUGAGCAUGUCGAAGUACAGCUUUGUGACGGUCCACGGUGACUGUAAUGUGCUCAUUUGGAACUCGCUCCGCAACGUGCCGCCUCGGCGCGUAGUGGUCGACAUCGUGAUGGACUACAUCACCGGCAUUGCCAUCUCCCCUACGAAUAGUUCCAUAAUCGCACUCACCUUCCGGCUAGGUACGAUGCACGAGGCGUGGACGUUCGACUUGGCAAGUCGGACAACCGAGGCUAAGCUUUCGACGGGGGCGGAUUUCCACACGGUUCAAUUCUCGCCUGACGGGCGCCUUCUGGCGUGGAUAUCGGCGGGAUGCGUCGACGUCUGGGAGACGGUACUCGCCACGCACGUGCUGACGAUUCGAGAAAGCAAGAGGCGGACGAACGGGCUGCCGACGGCGCGGUUCGCAUUCACACCGGACUCGGGCCGCAUGGCAACCGUCGAUCGGUCGGGGCGGUUGACGAGCUGGGACGCAACGACGUGGUCGUUAGUGGACGAAUCCAAGGCAAAGAAGGCGUGGGAUAACGAAGGGCGCGAGGCGGUGCAGCUCGUUGCUAGCAAAGAGCGUGUCAUGGUGGUCUCGCGCAAGGGACAAGAGUCGGGGACGUGGGCAUUGACGACGUGGUGGCCCGAAAACGGCAGCAGGGCAGAGCUCGAGAUGAAGGGUUGCGAGUUCGGAUGCGUGCCCGGGGAUGGCGAGUUCGUUGCGACGGUGCAGUCGGACGGCGGGAAGCUUCGGGUUCGCGAUUCGAGAAACGGCGUCUGCCUCGAUCAGUCGACCCAGGGCAUAGCGAAGAACGGCAAGUCGCCGUCAGUGGUGACAGGAGGCAUCACGUCGGAUGGGAGGAUCAUGGCGACGCAAAUUGUCAACGGGCGCACGACCUUGUGGCAGUUGGUGGCCGCCGAGUAG